Molecule: messenger RNA, 838 nt
Organism: Fusarium oxysporum Fo47
Lineage: Eukaryota; Fungi; Ascomycota; Sordariomycetes; Hypocreales; Nectriaceae
Product: 40S ribosomal protein uS9
Exons: 4
Coding region: 132-560 (142 amino acids)
Biological process (GO): translation; maturation of SSU-rRNA from tricistronic rRNA transcript (SSU-rRNA, 5.8S rRNA, LSU-rRNA)
Cellular component (GO): ribosome; cytosolic small ribosomal subunit
Molecular function (GO): structural constituent of ribosome; RNA binding
Source: RefSeq, a predicted model, not a curated record
AAAAAAAAAGGCAAGGUCCCACUCUGCACUAGCGCCUUUCACGAAAGAGACAGAAUCUAAACUCCCGCCGAAAGAUCACCACGCUUUCAACCUCCGCCCGCCGCCCAACGACAACACCAAGACCAGCAAUCAUGUCUACUCAGUCAGUGCAGUGUUUUGGUAAAAAGAAGACCGCCACCGCCGUUGCUCACUGCAAGGCUGGCCGCGGUCUUAUCAAGGUCAAUGGACGACCUCUCUCGCUCGUCCAGCCCGAGAUCUUGCGCUUCAAGGUCUACGAGCCUCUUCUCGUUGUUGGCCUUGACAAGUUCGCCAACGUGGACAUUCGCUGCCGGGUCUCAGGGGGUGGCCAUACAUCUCAAAUCUAUGCCAUCCGACAGGCCAUCGCCAAGUCCCUGAUCGCCUACUACCAGAAGUUUGUCGAUGAGCACUCCAAGAACCUCCUCAAGCAGGCUCUCGUCCAGUUCGACCGAACCCUCCUCGUUGCCGACAACCGCCGAUGCGAGCCCAAGAAGUUCGGUGGUAAGGGUGCCCGCUCUCGCUUCCAGAAGUCUUACCGUUAAACGGUUCAAGAUGUUUGUCGGAAUGGGGCAAAAAAGCGUCGAGCCGGAGUGUUGGUGCAGUGGAGGAUACUACGGGCAGUGCGAAAAAGGGACUGGAGUCACAAUUUCCCUGGUUUGGGGAUGGGUUUCCCAUUAGCAUUUGCAUGGUCUUGCUUUUGGCGGAUUGUAAAGGAUCUGGCAGGCAAAUGAAAUCUUCAAAGUUAACGACGCGGCCCAUGCUGCCUGCUACGCACUGUGAUGUUAAUGAAUUGCCUCGUUGCUGGACUCGCUCCGAUACU